Messenger RNA from Chrysochloris asiatica (Cape golden mole), 4134 nucleotides. RefSeq names its product oxysterol binding protein-like 8 (gene OSBPL8). Gene Ontology annotation, cellular component: cytosol; membrane; intracellular membrane-bounded organelle. The record is from RefSeq and is a predicted model, not a curated record. The transcript is spliced from 23 exons. Bases 69 to 2741 code for a protein of 890 amino acids. Gene Ontology annotation, molecular function: cholesterol binding. Lineage: Eukaryota; Metazoa; Chordata; Mammalia; Afrosoricida; Chrysochloridae.
AUUUCCAGAUUUACAGAAUGACUACACAUUGAUGGAAAGAAAAGCAUAAACCUUUAUCUUCUUUCACUAUGGAGGCAGGUUUGGCAGAUGGUGGAGAACCUGACCGAACUUUGCUUCUGGGUGAUAGCAAAGAUGUCCUUGGGCCAUCAACUGUGGUAGCAAACAGUGACGAAUCUCAACUUCUAACGCCGGGUAAGAUGAAUCAGCGCCAAGGAAAAGAAGCCUAUCCAUUGCCAACCAAAGAUUUGCAUCAGCCAUCUCUUAGUCCAGCAAGUCCUCAUAGCCAUGGUUUUGAAAGAGGUAAAGAAGAUGUUUCUCAAAAUAAAGAUGAGUCUUCACUCUCCAUGUCAAAGAGCAAGUCUGAAUCUAAACUUUAUAAUGGCUCGGAAAAGGACAGUUCAGCUUCAAGCAAGCUCACAAAAAAAGAAUCUCUUAAGGUACAAAAGAAAAACUACCGAGAAGAAAAGAAAAGAGCCACAAAGGAGUUACUCAGCACAAUCACAGACCCUUCUGUUAUUGUGAUGGCUGAUUGGUUGAAGAUUCGUGGUACUCUUAAGAGCUGGACCAAGUUGUGGUGUGUGUUGAAACCUGGAGUGCUACUGAUCUAUAAAACCCAAAAAAAUGGUCAGUGGGUAGGAACAGUCCUCCUAAAUGCCUGUGAAAUCAUUGAGCGUCCAUCAAAAAAGGAUGGCUUUUGUUUCAAACUUUUUCAUCCUCUGGAGCAGUCUAUUUGGGCAGUGAAGGGUCCGAAAGGUGAAGCAGUUGGAUCCAUAACUCAGCCCUUACCUAGCAGUUACUUGAUCAUCCGAGCUACUUCAGAGUCAGAUGGCAGGUGCUGGAUGGAUGCUUUGGAGUUGGCUUUGAAAUGUUCUAGUCUUCUUAAGCGUACAAUGAUCAGAGAAGGAAAAGAACAUGACCUAAGCAUUUCAUCAGAGAGCACACAUGUGACUUUGUAUGGCUUAUUACGUGCUAACAAUCUCCACAGUGGUGACAACUUCCAAUUAAAUGAUAGUGAAAUUGAACGACAGCAUUUUAAGGACCAGGAUAUGUAUUCUGAUAAAUCUGAUAAAGAAAAUGACCAGGAGCAUGAUGAAUCUGACAAUGAGGUGAUGGGGAAAAGUGAAGAAAGUGAUUCAGAUACAUCAGAAAGGCAAGAUGACUCAUACAUUGAAGCUGAGCCUGUUGAGCCUUUAAAAGAGACUACCUACUCUGAACAGAGCCAUGAAGAACUUGGAGAGGCAGGCGAGGCUUGUCAAACAGAAACUGUGUCUGAAGAAAACAAAAGUCUUAUCUGGACCUUGUUGAAGCAAGUCCGUCCUGGCAUGGACCUGUCCAGGGUGGUUCUGCCUACAUUUAUUUUGGAGCCUCGUUCUUUCCUGGAUAAACUUUCAGAUUACUACUAUCAUGCAGAUUUCCUAUCGGAGGCUGCUCUUGAAGAAAAUCCUUAUUUCCGUUUGAAGAAAGUAGUGAAAUGGUAUUUGUCAGGAUUUUAUAAAAAGCCAAAGGGACUGAAGAAACCAUAUAAUCCUAUACUUGGUGAGACCUUUCGUUGUUUAUGGAUUCAUCCCAGAACAAACAGCAAAACUUUUUAUAUUGCUGAACAGGUGUCCCAUCAUCCACCAAUCUCCGCCUUUUAUGUUAGUAACCGGAAGGAUGGGUUUUGCCUUAGUGGUAGUAUUCUGGCUAAGUCCAAGUUCUAUGGAAACUCAUUAUCUGCAAUAUUAGAGGGAGAAGCACGCUUGACUUUCUUGAAUAGAGGUGAAGAUUAUGUAAUGACAAUGCCUUAUGCUCACUGUAAAGGAAUUUUGUAUGGUACAAUGACACUGGAGCUCGGAGGAACAGUCAAUAUUACAUGUCAAAAAACUGGAUACAGUGCAAUACUUGAAUUUAAACUAAAGCCAUUUCUAGGUAGCAGUGAUUGCGUUAAUCAAAUAUUAGGGAAACUUAAAUUGGGAAAAGAAGUCCUAGCUACUUUGGAUGGUCAUUGGGAUAGUGAAGUUUUUAUUAAUGACAAAAAGACUGAUAAUUCAGAGGUUUUCUGGAAUCCAACACCUGACAUUAAACAAUGGAGAUUAGUGAGACACACUGUAAAAUUUGAAGAGCAGGGAGAUUUUGAAUCAGAGAAACUCUGGCAGCGAGUAACUAGAGCCAUAAAUGCUAAAGACCAAACUGAAGCUACUCAAGAGAAGUAUGUUUUAGAAGAAGCUCAAAGACAAGCAGUCAGAGAUCGGAAAACAAAAAAUGAAGAUUGGGCCUGUAAGUUAUUUGAACUCGAUCCACUCACAGGAGAAUGGCAUUACAAGUUUGCCGAUACCCGGCCAUGGGACCCACUUAAUGAUAUGAUACAGUUUGAAAAAGAUGGUGUUGUCCAGACCAAAGUGAAACAUCGCACUCCCAUGGUUAGUGUCCCAAAACUGAAGCAUAAGCCAACCAGGCAACAAAAGAAAGUGGUGAAAGGCUAUUCCUCCCCAGAACCUGAUAUUCAGGACUCCUCUGGAAGUGAAACUCAAUCAUUGAAACCAAGUACAAGAAGAAAGAAAGGGAUAGAACUGGGAGAUAUUCAAAGUUCCAUCGAAUCUAUAAAACAGACACAGGAAGAAAUUAAAAGAAAUAUUAUGACUCUUCGAAAUCAUUUCGUUUCAAGCACACCUGCUACAGAUUAUUUUCUGCAACAAAAAGACUACUUCAUCAUUUUCCUACUGAUUUUGCUUCAAGUAAUAAUAAACUUCAUGUUUAAAUAGAAGUUCUUUACAAUUGAAUCAAUGAACUGGAAUGAUCAGAUUUGGCCUGGGACCAAUGUUCAAGUUUGGUUUGGUCUUUAUUAAAACAUCACAACAUUUCUAAAACAAAAAACCUUAGAGUUCAAUGUAGAGGUAUUGACCUUUUAUCCUUAACCUGAAACAAGAGCUAUCAUACUUGGUUACUAAAUUGAGCUGUAUGUUAAGUGCCAGAACAUUUCUUGCUUUUGUGAGUGUGUCUACAUGUGAAUGUAAUAAAUCCACAUGUAUACACAGUUGUCUCUUAUGUACUCUUAUCUGGCAGUAGUCUUUGUAUUCUAUAGUACAUUCUGAGAUAUAUCGUUCACAUUGCUCAUACAAAGAUGCUAUCAAUCUUAUAAAUAAAUACAUGUAAUCUAUUUUCUUCAUAAAACAGGCACAGAACUUUUAAUAAAGAAUUACAGAAUGAGUAGUAGACAUAAAUAAUUCAGUAUGCUGUACUGUUUUUUAAAAAAUCAUUUUCAAAGCAUCCAGAUAAAUUGCCUAAAGACAGUGAGAAAAGAGUGUGACUGGUCAAAAUUGAUCUAUCGAGAAAGAUAGAUGGCUAAAUGUUUUUGAAAAAGUUUACACAGAUUUUUUUUAAUCUCUAGAAUUUAAUAUUUAUACAUACAGAUCAAUGUUGGUAUGUGUAUAUCAAUGUAAAAAACUGGUAUGAAGCUACAUUGUUCUUUCUUAUCAUACUUAUAUGAUACCAUCUUAAAAACUUGCUAAAGAAAAGUAUGAAUGGUCAAAGUAGAUUACUGGUCUCUUUUCUUAAGUCAUCUGGUCUAUAACAUAGGUCAUAUUCUAGAGUAAGGCAUAGAAAAUGCUUAUAAUUCAUAUUUUCUCAUUAACUGCUUAUUUUCUCUCAUUUGAAUGUCAGUGUGUCAGUGGAUAAGUAGAAUAGAAAAAAUCGUAGCCAAUUUUUGUACUUCAAAAGCCAAAAAGAGAAAGGCGAUAAGAAAAGACAGUUAUUCCAUGUGGUAGCAUUUAUUUAUACAAUAUAAUUGGUUUCUUAAUAUGUGCAAUAAGUUGAGCAUCUAAAAGAGUGUCGUGGUCAUAAGUUUACUUCUUCCUUAUCCCACUGUGUUCAUUAAGUUCAUUCUGUGACAAAACCACAGUGUUUCCUGAUUCCUUUUGUUUAGGCACAGGCGACCUUUUUUCUAAAGAUUAUUUUGGGUUUUAUUCUGUUUUUCAGAUUGAUAUUUUGACUUUUUGUUUUUUACAUAAAUUUUUAUAAUCUUAAGAAGCAAUUUUUGCAAAUAUAGUUAAUUAGGAAGAUAAACUAUCUUAUAAUACUGAAAGUAUUUGUUUUAAAAUGGCUAUUAAUAAAAAUUAAAGUCAAAUAAAGAAUAAUGACUCUGGCCACAUUUGCCUU